Messenger RNA from Microtus ochrogaster (prairie vole), 1775 nucleotides. It is a transcript of the gene Tedc2, whose product is annotated as tubulin epsilon and delta complex 2. NCBI's taxonomy places the organism in Eukaryota, Metazoa, Chordata, Mammalia, Rodentia, Cricetidae. The record is from RefSeq and is a predicted model, not a curated record.
AGGUGCGGGACUCCGAAGCAGCGGCAAAAAUGCUUGGAGCGAAAGCAGACUACCGGCUACCCACGGACUGCGCGCGCCGGAUAGUGGCAGAGGUGCAGGGCGCCCUGGACUCCUGCGCCGAGCGGCAGCGACAGUUGGAGCGGAGCCUGCGCGUUUCCAGGCGGCUGCUGCAAGUCUGGGAACCAGCCAGGGCCCUAGCUCCGGAGCCAGAAACCAAGGAAGAGGCCCCAACUCCAGCAUGCACACCAAGUGCUCAAGACCUCAGGGAACUGGAGCUUCUGACACAGGCACUGGAGAAGGCUGUACGAGUGAGGAAAGGCCCGUCUAAGGCUGGACAAAGAGACAGAACAUCUAAUGCAGCCGCUUCUGGUGCCACUGCCCCUGCCCAUUCCCAUCCCUCCAGCCAGGUUGGCGGCCGUGCAUCAGGUGCCAGAUCCACCAAGGGCGCACAACGGGCCACAAUCCCUGCCAAGGACUACCCCAAGGGCAGACCUCUGUCAAGGGGAGAUAGGACCCAUAUGAGAACAGGAUCCCAAGCUGCCGGGUCUGGACCAGGCCUCAGGGACCAACAAAUGGCCCCAUCAGCUGUUCCUCGUGCCACAGAACCCUUCACACUGAAAGACAAGGGGACUCUCCUACAAUUACCUGCGGCAUUCAGGAAGACGGCUUCCCAGAAUUCCCGUCUGUGGGCCCAGCUCAGUGCUGUACAAGCCAGUGACUCCACAGAUGCCACCAGAGCCGCCAAAGCGCAGUUCCUCCAAAAACUCCAGCUGGCCUCAGGCUGCUCCAGCCACAGGCCUGGUGCUGCUGAAGUAGAGGCUCAUGCCCAGAGCCUGAGGAAGACCUGUACACUGCUGAGACUUCAUAUGCAGAAGGCACUGUCAGCAGCCCCCACUGACUGGACGCAGGAGUACCGAUGCCUGCUGGUGCUGGAAGGACUGCAGGCCUUUGUGGAACAGUGUCUCCACAGGAUCCAGGCGCUCCAGACAGCUGUGACAGGAGGGCUGCCAGGACCACGUCUUGUGGAGAAACCCAGCCAGGCCUCGUCACUCUGUGGAGGAAAGAUGGACCCUUCCUGGAGCCCUGAGCUCCUUCUCUACUCUAGCACCAAGGAGCUGCAGACCGUGGCUACCUUGAAGCUUCGUGUGGCCAUGUUAGACCAGCAGAUCCAUCUAGAAAAGGUUCUGAUGGCUGAACUCCUCCCUCUGAUAAACACCCAGGAGCCAGGAGGGCCACCUUGGCUGGCGCUGUGCCGAGCUGCAUACAGUCUGCUCUGUGAAGGAGGUGAGCACUUCCUCACGGUUCUUCGAGACGACCCUGCCGACUAAGCGGGCUGGGCAGAAGUCUCUCUGGGAGAGUGCCCUCCUCUCAGCUCGAGUGUAGUGAGCAGGGAUUGAAGGAUUUUCCUGUUUGGAGGAGCUAAGAGCACAGAGAGAGCUGUGACUUCCCUGGGAAAGCUGGGUGCUCAGGGAGGCUGUCGGGGUGCUCCCUCAAUGCCACAUAACCACCAGACUUUCUGGUCAAGGCUCAGCUUUCUGCCUUCCUGGAAAGCCCUUCUUGACUGCCAUUACUGCCUCACUUUAGGCCCACAAGCUACUUGUAUGAUACUGGAGCUGCGUAUUUAUAUGGCUUCAAAGUAGGGCUUAAUUUCGCAUUCUUGUUUCUUUCUUUGUGGUUUUAAGGAUUUUAUCAAUUAAGGGGCUUGGAUACACAUCUAAUCUCACCACUGGGGAGGCUGAGGCAAGGCAAUCCUAAGUUCAAGGACAGCCUGAAAC